CUGGAACCACGCGUCGACGGAAGGGGAGGAAGUUGUUCUUGACCCACAAAGUCCGAAGUUCCAGCUGCAGCUUUUAUGGAUGGGGGAUGUACUCUUAAGAUAUACCCCCCAACGCCUACCGUUCCACGAAUCCAUCCAAAAAUACCGCUACCAUUCGCAGUCUCUGCAGCCCUGUCACAAUGUCAGGUACUAGGCCAUGCAACAGCAAUGGAAAUGCUAGAGUGAACAACCUGCAACCUGAACUCAGUAUCAUUGAUCCCAACAGCCGGGAACAAACUGACAUCUUACCCGACCCUCUCGCAAGUUCGCAAGGAUUGUUUUCACAGAAUCCACAGAAUAUCCAGCCAUAUACCAACAAGAUCGUUCCCGCAGACCCGGCCUACUGGAACGAUGCAUCCCCACCGCUCUCAUGCCAGCCGUUCCGGCCAGGUAAUCCUGAAAGCGGACCGCUGCCGGAUGCUCACUAUUAUCACAUAGUCAAGGAUUGGCCUCCUGCGGAUUACCUCACGAAGACGAACAUUCCCGACCCAAAAUAUGCCGCCCAGGACAUUGAUUUCGAGAUAGACCCAAAGUCUCUGCCGAACGUGGUGAGCCGACAAAGCUUCGAGCGCUUGAAAGGCAGUCCACUGGUCAAGGCCAUGUGGAAAGAGGCAUAUACCGUCAAGCAAGGGCUUGAUGGCUACGCAGCGAACAGCCUCCGAGGCCGUACAUGGAAACUCUCGCAUGGCCCUAAUCCCGUCAGGUCGCCGUAUUUUUUCUUCCGUAUGUACGGAGACAAGCCUAUGACGCGAGCGGGCAUCUCAGAGGGCUUCGAGGCAUGCAAAGUAAAGUCGGACAGCAGCACCAAAAAAAGUCAGUCAUCGGUCACGACCUCAGAAGGCCCGUCCGGAUCCUUGUGGGGCAUCAACCAACUGAAUGACCUUUCUUGCAUUCCACUGCUUGACCUGGAUAUGGGCAUCAUUCUCCCGCGCGGCUUUAACUGUGCCAAGGUUAUGAGCGAUAUCAACAAUUGCUACAUUGUCAAGCGCAUUCUGAAUGAAAUCACGGUGGUCACCCGUGACGACCUUGCCCGAUUCGACCGCACUCAUAUGUCAUGGUAUCUCUUCAACCCUUGGUGUCUGUUCUUUACUGCACUGCGCGAUCAUCUGGCUCGAAGCAACCCUGUCAUUGAAGCAGAACAGCUGAAUGAGGAUGGGACCCAGGCUCGAGAGAGUCACACCCGAGACGAAGAUAAAGAUGAGGCUUCCUCGGAAGGGCUUCUCCAUCGAUUCAUGGAGGUCAUCCUGCUCCUCUUCUCAAUUCUUUGUGGGGGACGAGAUGAAUGGCGUAGUACCCCCCACCGUACAGCGGCCGAAAUAAACGUUGGGAAAUCUAUGUGCAAAAUCAAGGAUGACGGGUAUGUCUACCUCACUCGCGGAGGUACGACUGGCCAUAAGAAACGUGAGGGGAUCAACCGGAUCCGGGCCACUAUAAACAAAACGCAGCCACUAGCCGCUUCCCAGAGAAGUCGUCACGGUGGAGAGCCGAUAAUAAGAUUCGAGGCCAAGCGCAUGGAGCAUCAAAGCCUUCCCACCGCCCAGAUCUUCGCUGAGCUGCUGUCGGCCGCUGUCCUCAACAUGGAGUAUCUGAACGAGAAGGUCCCAACGACACAAGGCAACGUCCUGCCGUCGGAUCUGUCGUCACAACCGGACGAGAUUCCUCAAGGAGCCGAGUAUCAUGAUGCCUUCGUCUUUCACAUCGAGCACUACCACCUCCGCAUCCACACUGCACGCUUCCCGACGGCGUACCUGAAAUGGGUGACGUCGCCCGACGAGCCGUCCGACUUUCACGACGUCAUCGUGCAGAAGGUGACGGCGCCCUACGAUCUUUCCCAGCCGGACGACCGCCUCCGUGCGGUCCGAGAUAUUUUGAUCUUGCUUUUUGCCAUCCGUGCUGGACGCACCGCUGAUCCGCAGGGUUUGUUCGUGGCUCGUGCCGUGGUGCCGCAGACGCACAAGGCGCUGGCCGUACCGGAGCCUAUGAAUUUGGAGUAGCUUACAGCUUGUUAUUGACAAGGUCAUGGAUCGGUGGGAGAUUGGUAGACUCUGUGUCAAGGCGCGAGGAAGAGCUGGUGCAUCUCGGGUUAAUGCCGAGAACAACGAGACGGAGAUAAUGUGGCUUAUACCUCGAUCUACACCAAGUCGAACGUUCCAGACCAAAUGCUAAGUGACAGAACGGUCAAAAGACUUGAACUGGCAUAAGUGAAAGCUAUCGGGAGACAUUUCCAGCCUUCCCAGGCGCGUCUGCUGGUGUCAUCCAGCCUCUUCGCUGGACUUCUACGUCAA
Aspergillus uvarum CBS 121591 is the source of this 2324-nucleotide messenger RNA. RefSeq lists its product as uncharacterized. The transcript is spliced from 6 exons. The record is from RefSeq and is a predicted model, not a curated record. Lineage: Eukaryota; Fungi; Ascomycota; Eurotiomycetes; Eurotiales; Aspergillaceae. The coding region runs from base 180 to 2033 and encodes 617 amino acids.